UUUUGACAAGAAAUAAAAAGGGGCAACAAAAAAUAAACAUUUAAGUUGAUAAAACUAAGGCUAAAUAGUGAAAUUCCUCUAAAUAUAAAAACUUACCAUGUUGAGCAGCAGAAGAUGAGUGGCUAUGCAACAGCUCCAUCUGUCUCUGCUUCCCACCGCUCCCGAGGUUGUCACCAACGAAGGCCUCGUGGAGGAAGCAUGGGAGAUUGUCAACGACAUCUUUCUCGCCACAGAUGGUCCCAGGACACUUGGCAGCACCUGUUGGUUCCAGCUGAAGAAGGAAACUAUUUUGAGCAAUUCCAUUCAGACAAGAUCAUCACACGAAUGCUCUCCAGCUUGGCCGAUCCUUAUACUCGCUUUCUCUCCCCUCGUGAGUUCUCCAUGAUGGCAAGGUAUGACAUGACUGGUGUUGGGAUAAACCUUAAGGAAGUUCCUGAUGAAAAUGGAGACCUCAGACUGGAGGUACUGGGAAUUAUAUUGGAUGGUCCUGCUCAUUCUGCUGGUGUUAGACAGAUUUUAGUAAAUGACAAAACUGCUAGUGCAAGUAAAAUAGUUGCUUCUGCACUUCAUGAUAAUUGUAGAGCUGUUCUUGUUGGAAAACGCACAUAUGGCAAGGGUCUAAUCCAAUCUGUAUUUGACCUUGAUGAUGGAUCUGGUGUAGUUAGCACUGUUGGGAAGUAUGUAACACCAAAUCACAAGGAAAUAACGGCAAUGGAAUAGAGCCCGACUUUCAGCAUGGGAUGAUACCAGCCGACAUCUUAAAAAAUGCAGUAUGCCACAACAGGGAUAAAGCAGUUUCUUUGGUAUUCCAACACAAUCCUAUGCUUUGGAUUUAUAAUUUAAAUUGAAACUUUUGAAGAAUCUGCUUGCUGGAAGCUGCCAUGUAUAUCUCAAGAAUUUCAAGUUUAAUAUAGAUAUAUGCCUGAAUGGUCUGCCUAGCCUUCUUGGCUACAAUUACAUUUAAUUUAACAUACAUUGGCUUAACACCCAAGAUUGGCUUGGAACAUUUGUAACUGUUCCAUUCAAGAUGAAGUGUAUAGAUUUCGUUCCUA
This is a messenger RNA of Glycine soja, 1052 nucleotides long. RefSeq names its product carboxyl-terminal-processing peptidase 1, chloroplastic-like. Gene Ontology annotation, molecular function: serine-type peptidase activity; endopeptidase activity. The transcript is spliced from 7 exons. The coding region runs from base 115 to 720 and encodes 201 amino acids. NCBI's taxonomy places the organism in Eukaryota, Viridiplantae, Streptophyta, Magnoliopsida, Fabales, Fabaceae. The record is from RefSeq and is a predicted model, not a curated record. Gene Ontology annotation, biological process: proteolysis.